Messenger RNA from Sus scrofa (pig), 9788 nucleotides. The record is from RefSeq and is a predicted model, not a curated record. NCBI's taxonomy places the organism in Eukaryota, Metazoa, Chordata, Mammalia, Artiodactyla, Suidae.
ACUUCGACAGACUCACUCUGAAUUCUUGCCUUUGCAUGUACUGUUUUCUCUGGCAGAAAUUCCCUUAUACUAUUUCUUUGCCUGGCAAAUAAACUCCUACUUAUCCCCCAAGGUCCAGCUCAAAUGUCACCACUCUCUAUCUACAGACUUGUAGAGGUGGCAAGGUUCUAAGAAUGGGACAAAGAAACAAACUUAAUCAGUCAGUUAUUUGUUGAUGUGAUAGUGAGCCAGGUACUUCUCCGAUUUUAAGUUCCUCCUCACUCCCAAUCACCCCCUCCUUUUUUUUUUUUUGCAAAAUAGGAAUGAGAAUUGCUGCCUCGACAUCCCUUGUCCAGGGAAAUUGAAAAGAUCAGUGAGAUAAAAUAUUUUCUAAAAUGCAAGUCAUUUUAUAUAUUUAGUUUUGUUGUCUUUGCUGUUAACCAUUGCUUAGAUUUUUUUUCCCUAUUAGUUCAGCUCGAUCACAGUGCAGAAGUCAACUUUAGAGGCAUUCAAAUAGGAAUUAACCCCCCUACCAAUCCCUUUUUCUUUCUACAGUCGCCUUUUUUCUCUUCUGUGUACCCCUCCCCCCACUUCCCCCCCAGCUAGCCUUUAUUUCUAUUGCGUCCUGUUUACUUUGAAACCAGGUAUCCAAGGUCACUGCUUGAUUUUGCAGGUUCGUUUUACAGUUGAAGAGGUUAAGUCAUUUAGUAACGCAGGGAGGCAGGCGUGGGCUGGGAUGGGUAAUCCUAACAAAAGUCCGCAUUCUAAAUUGUAAAGUUCUGGGAGCUGAGAAGUCAGACUGGCAGAGUCAUAAACCCCUCGCAUAGAAGCGAGGACGCCGGAACCCCAGGCUGGCGGGCACGGUGGCGGGUCCGGAAUUCCGGGAGCGGAGCACGAACAAGCGAAGACUACAACUCCCGACGCGCACUGCGGCCAAAGCUGGUUCUAUCGCUGCUUGCUUCUUCAUUCUUUCCAUUUCUUAACAAUCCACACCACUGUCUAGGAACUACGAAGUAGUAAUUACAGAGAGGCCGUAAGCUUCUUUGGGGGCGCGGGUGCUGGGAACAGCUUACGGAAUGCUUCUCACUCCCUGUCUCCUUCGCUCAGGAAUUGCGGAACCCGUCUUCCAUCUGGCCGGGUUUCUGGGGGGACAGUAAUUAAACUGACGUUGUGGCGCGGCAGUUUAAUUCUCCGGCGGCGGCUGAUUGAGCGGGACGAGAUGGUCCUGACCGGGCUCAUCAGGAAACUCGGUCAUCAGCUGGCCGAGAUCAGGGAACGCGCCCUUAGGAAUAUUCUCUGCAAAGUUGAGCACAACUUAAUUUGUUGUGCUGAUCUAGUUCAGGAGAGGCUACUUUUCCUCCAUUUGCUGGAAUGGUUCAAUUUCCCGUCUGUUCCAAUGAAAGAAGAGGUUCUGAGCCUGUUGAACAGAUUGGUUAAGUAUUCCCCAGCAGUCCAGCAUUUGGUUGAUCUUGGUGCAGUUGAAUUCUUAUCAAAACUUCGUUCUAAUGUGGAGCCGGAUCUGCAGGCUGAAAUUGAUGGCAUUCUGGAUGGACUUUUUGUUCUUCCUUCAGAAGUUCCUGAACUGUAUUCUGCAUCUGAUCAAACCAGUCAAACUGGUAACUCUUUGAAAUCGUCUGAUGAAAUCAAAUUGCCACAACAGCCUGAAAUCUUAACAGGAUAUUUUCCUCAAGACAAGAGUAGUUUCCAGCUGGAAGUGCCUCCACAACCCGUGGCAGCAAAUCCGACCGUGAAGUGCCUGAAGUUUUCUACCUUCCCUUGGCUCCCCCUGACAACAGCUGAUAGGCAUGUUCUCUCCUCUAAUGAAAGCUCUUUAAGAAGUAGUAACCACACUUUAAUCUGGAAUACCUGUGAACUAUUGAAAGAUGUUAUCAUGCAAGAUUUUCCUGCUGAGAUUUUCCUUCAAAGGCCAAAAAUUGUUCAGAGCCUCUUAUCUCUGUUGAAACUGGCCUUUGGAGGAGAAGGAAAACAUCGCCUGGCAUUACAGUCAGUUUCCUGCUUGCAGCAGUUGUGCGUGUAUUUAAGAAACAGACUUAACUUUCACCGAGAUCCAAGUUUUUUCUCUAGUAAACAAGAUACAGUUUCCCAAAAUUCUUCUCUGUCUUAUUGUCAUGAAGCAAGAGUUACUCAUCAUUCCCAGAAUCCUUCUCCUGGAAGCAGUAGCCCUCGGCCUUCUGUGGUUGGACGCACAGGCCAGCGACCCAGAGGAGAUGGCCAGGAUUGGGAUGCAGUGUCUUCCAGUGGAAGUAGCAGUCAUGCUCAUGUCAACUCAAGGGUGUCUGUCCAUUCACCUUUGGACGUGGUGCAUCUGGGCCUGCCAGGGCUGGAAGCUGAGGAUGCCCUGGAGCUGCGAUUCCAGCAGCUUAGCCUGCCUCAGUUCUGCAUCUCCAUCCUGGAAUCCGCUGUUCCCCUCUUAAAAACAGGUAGUAGACAGAUGAUAAUAAGAGUUCUGGAACUGCUUGCAGAGGAUAUGAUACUUAUUGGUGAAGCAAUUUCAGCAGAUAUCUGGGAUGACAGCAGCCUUUUUGCUAUAGAUAUGAAGGAGAAACUUCUCACGGUGUUGGGAUCCCUUGGGGACACCAUGUGCUACCAUAAGAACAGCAUCAGUUUGGAACAACCAGAGGCAGUGCUAGUGCACCACAGGAUGGCCUUUGUCAGCAUCUCGCUGUUUGCAGUCCGACUCCUGCAGACGCUUCUCCCUGUUGAAAAGGCAAGCCACUUUUUACCGGAGCCUAUGUCAGCUGCAUUAUUUCUAGUUUCUUUGGACAUGCCUGUUUCUUUGGAAUAUCCAAAUAUUCACGAAGCUGUUGUGGCCUAUUUGGAACAGCUGAAUUCUGAAAACUACAGUAUUUAUAAACGAACUGCAGAGGCCAUUUAUUCAAUUGAGUGUACCUGUAACUUCCUGUAUGAUGUUGGAAAGGAGGGAGAGAAGAAUCUCUUAGAAUUAGUGGAGCUGGCAGACCAAGCCUUACGUAGCUUUUCCUAUCAUCAGCAUUUCCCUCUAGUAAAGGAAAUCAUCUUCAUUUGUUCAAAGAUCUGGAAAUCUGCACAGGCCAGUCCAUUACUACAAGGAGAAAGUCAGAAGGUGUUUCUGCGUAUGUUGUCUCACCCAUUGCUACAAGUGAAAGUUAAAACUUACCACUGCUGUCUGGAAGUAAUUAAGGAAUGUUUAGGCAUCCAUAAUGUCAGUAAACCUGUGUCUUCACUUUGCAAUGGAAUUCAUUUUCUACUUCACCCAAAAGUUCUGUAUGAAAUCUCGGCAUUUGGCAUUCAAGAGCCCAAAAGUGAGGUUAGUGCUGCUGCCAAGGCCAUCCUGAUGCAUCUGCUGCAGGGACGCUUGAUGAUGACAGCAUUGACCUGGAACAAGUUUAUUGAGUCCCUGUGUCCUGUCAUCCCAGUACUGCAGGGCUAUGCUGACACAGAAGAUCCUUUGGGUAACUGUAUUCUCCUCCUAAGCAAAGCGAGUUCUGAGGACGGUGAAGGGGCUCUUCCCUGCACCACCCGGUUGAGAUCCAUGCUGCGACUCCUGCUGGUGAAAAAACCCUCAGUCCGGGUGCUGGCAUUAAAGCUUUUAGCAUGUCACCUUACAAGGGAAGAGGGGGCUGAUACCAAGCGCCCUUCAAUUGAUGCCACAAUUCUCUCCAGAGUUACUAAUUUAUUUAUUGUGAAAAAACCUAUUGAACUCAAGUUGGAUGACAGAAGAGAACUGAUUAUUAAGUUGGAGACUGUUGAAAAAGUAUAUGAAAUCUUUAUCUCAGAUGAUAUUGAUCUUGUUUUGAGAAAGUCAGCCGCAGAGCAAUUAGCUGUGAUUAUGCAAGAUAUUAAGAUGCAUGCUGUGGUGAAAAAAUUACAGCUAAUUGACAAGAUAAUUGAGUAUUUGAAUGAAUGUGUUGGUCAGGAUGGUGAGGUGGUAGAAUGUUUGGUACAGCCAAGUCUCACGCUCCUGAGGAAGGUUCUUUGUGCAGACCCAGCCAUACGUGUUUCCCUCUCACAAGAGUCUUCUCUCUUGACCCUGUUAUUCAGAGUUUCCUUGAUAUUUCAUGAAGAUUGUACUGUUGUCACUGAAGUUGGAGCAUUAUUUUGUCUUCUGUUAUUUGAUGAAGUAUCAAGAAUGGAUAUGUGGUCUGAUAAUCCUUCCAAUAAACCUUCUUCACCAUCAGUCUUCAGUCUGCCUGUUUCAGUUUCUAGAAGGUAUCACCUACCAGUCCUUGUACUUGGCCACCAUGCUGUGAGUCCAUACUCCAUAGUUUUGCCAUUAUCUGCUGAUUGUUUAGCCUUGAAGCCGGUCUCAGAUAUGCUGAGAAUAGCUUGGAACCUAUCAUGGUAUCAUGGGAGUGAUAAUCUGUUGAAGCAGAUGAACUCUGAAACUAAAAUCCAAGAAUUUUUAGAUUCAUUAAAGUUAUCCACUGAGGAUGCCCUUACUCUGAAGAUGACAUACACAGCCAGUGGGCUGAAGGACUGUCUCCACUCCAUUGCGCAGGCUGCAGCCCACAGGGAAGUGAGGACUGCUGUCACAAGGAUGAGUUUUUAUCUUCUGAAUGACAGAUUGUCCUUCACGGGUGGCACUGGCCCAUGUGGGGUUACCUUGAAGUCCUUGUCUUGGCACAACACACUAAACAGGUUUUUACAAGUGCUUCCUGCUUGCACUGAAGAUGAGAAACUGCUAAUAGACAUCAUACAUUUUCUAAAUAAGUUAUUGAAGGAACAAAGAAAAAAUGUGUCCGUAGAACUUCUAAACUGGAUCCUAGAAUUACUUCUUAGACAUAGUCCAAAUCCACUCUUGGACCUGCUGGUUCUGACAGAGUCACAGGCACGAGAGGAAACAGAUGACAUCCGCACGGCUGUCAGGCAGCAGCUCCAGAAAGAAUUGAUGGCUCUUUUCAAUACCUUGCUGCUCAGUUUCGUGGCUGUUACUGACAGGAAAUGCUUGGAACUUUUUUACGUUUUCCAAACGCAGCUGGCUCUGAAACUGCUCCAGUGCCUGAGAGUAACAGAUGCCCCUCAUUUCUACGGGCUGCCCUCACUUGAGAGGACUUUACGUGGGAUGGCCCACCUCACAGCAUUUCCCGGAUGGAGCUCACACUCUCCUCUCACAAAGCCACUCGAAAUUUGUGUGAAGUACUUGUCAGGUCUCCUCGAAGUUAUUACUUCUUUUUAUGUGGAGCGUGGGGGAAAUGCUAUGUCCUUCAUGGGAAAAGGUGUCACAAAGAGCACGGUUCUUUGCUUGCUUCACUUAUCCCAUGAGAUGAUGGCCCAGGCCCAGAGCUCGGAGUGGAUGUCACUUUGGUUCUUGCCUUUAGGUGGUCAUAGUGAAGAACACGUGCCCACUCAACAGGGGUUGGCUUGGUUGAUUCCACUGUGGGUUGAUCGAGACCCAGAGGUGAGGUUCACUUCACUGGGAUUAGGAUCAGCACUGACCACCCUUGAAACUGGCUGUGUGGCUUUGGCAAAUAGCUGUCAAAACAUUUCUGGUGGGCUCUGGGGAACAGUGCUGAACAUUCUUCUGGACCAGUCAGAAUGUAGCAUGGUGCGCCGGGAGGCUGCAUUUAUUUUUCAGAAUCUCCUUGUAAUUCCAAUGCCUUCAGUAGUUAUAAAGGAUUAUACUUGGCAGGGCCCUUGUGUCCAUGACGAGGACUCUGGACUGUCACUCAUAGGAAAACCUGCCCUUCAGGCUCUUUUAUAUCACUGCCAUUUUUAUGAACAUUUGAAUCAGAUGGUAAAACAUUGUUACCUAGGACGAUAUAAGUUUGAUUUGAAUUGUUCUGCUUUAAAUGGGACUUCUGAAGGCAAUGAUAUAAAUGGUUUAGAUGACUCAUUCAAGUUUUGGAGGGCUCCAUCUAGGUUGUCCAAUCAAGAUCAAGAUCCAAGUUCUCUCUCCACCUCAGAAACAAUGGUGGCAACUUCAUCAGAGAGUGCCGAGCUUCAACUGCCUGGGCUCUCCACAGCACCUCUCCCUGAAGCCCCGCACGACCAGUUUGUGACUCAAGUAAUAGGUCAGCAUGAAACUGCAUCUCCACAGCUUCUUCCUGAUUCAUCCAUUUCUGCUCCCCUGCCCAGACAGUGUGUUUUUGUCACUCCGCCUCUUCUUUCAGCCAUGUGCAGCCUCUUGGACAGCCUCUUGGUGACUGCUCCAAGAGAUACCGCAAAUGCCCUCCAACAAACUCACCUCAUAGAGCUUCUCUGUAGUAUGGCAGAUGCCUCUCUCAUAGAGAUAAGCGUUCAGGAGCUCCAGGGCCUGCUGCCUGUGUCACCACCUGUUGAGCACACUCAGGCUCAGGUGUCCUUUCUCCUCGAAUACCUGUCCUCUUUGUCCAGGCUUCUUCAGUCAUGUUUAUUGGUAGAUCCUGACCUUGUGAUUCAGGAUGAACUUCUGAAACCUCUUAUCACAAACAUCAUCAGAGUUCUCACCAUAUGCACCAAAGAUAUAUUGGAUGUAGAGGUAAUAUCAGCUUUUUAUCAGACAUGGACACAUUUAUUUAAUCUUCUGGCUGCACUCCUGAGGAAAGCUGGCCCUGCCUCUUUCCCGUCUAUCACGAUGGGUCUGGCCAGGUACUGGGCGGCAGUGAUUGAUGUGUUCUGCAAGUGUGUGGGUUUGUCCAUCACAUGCCCUACCCUAUACACUGCCAGCCUGCAGUUUCUUUCUAUUCUUUUGACUGAAGAAGCAAAAAGAUAUGUCCAGGAUAAGGAUAAAACAAGUUUAUGUCGCAAUCUGACAAUGGCUUCACUUCUUGAUAAAACUCAGGAAAAUCAGAAAUCUCUAGAACAACUUAAUGAAGCAAUUCUUCAGUGCUAUGAAGGAAAAUCCUCCAAAGAUAUCCUGAAAAGAGUUGCUGCAAAUGCAUUGAUGUCUCUUCUGGCUGUCAGUAGAAGAGCACAGAAACAUGCUUUGAAGGAUUUUGGUCUUUCAGCCCACCUGAUAGACAGCUGCGUGGAGCGAAUGAAGCACAUUCAUGCACAGCUGAACCUGGAUUCUCUGAGGCCUGGGAGGGCAGCCCUGAAGAAAAAGGAGGAUGGUUUUGUUAAAGAGUUAAGCAUUGCCAUGCAGCUCCUAAGAAACUGUCUUUAUCAAAAUGAAGAAUGUAAAGAAGCAGCUCUUGAAGCUCAUCUUAUCCCUGUCUUGCACUCUCUCUGGCCUUGGCUUUUGAUGGAUGAUUCACUGAUGCAAAUUGCCCUGCAGCUGCUUUGUGUCUAUACUGCAAAUUUUCCAAACGGUUGCAGUUCUCUCUGUUGGUCCAGUUUUGGACAGUAUUCUGCUCCAGCUGCACACCGAGGGGCCCCCAGUAGCUCCCUGAUGCUGUGUAUCCUGAAGUUGGCUGCCCAGGUGCCUCUGGAGAACACCUCAGUCCAGCAGUUGGUUUUUAUGUUUCUCUCGAACCUGGCCUUGUCUCAUGACUGUAAAGGGGUAAUUCAAAAGAGUAACUUCUUACAGAACUUUCUAUCUCUAACAUUGCCAAAAGGAGGAAAUAAGCAUCUCAGUAAUGUGACCGUUCUUUGGUUGAAGUUACUCCUGAAUAUAUCAUUUGGAGAAGAUGGGCAACAAAUGAUUCUGAGGCUUGAGGGCUGCUUGGACUUACUCACAGAGAUGAGCAAAUUCAAGCAUAAGAGCAGCCCUUAUAUACCCCUUCUUAUUUUUCAUAACAUUUGCUUCAAUCCUGCCAAUAAGCCCAAGAUCCUGGCCAAUGUUGUAAAGUACAGAUGACCAUAGGUGCUACCUCACAGGGCAGUGAGGCAGCCUGUGUGCAGUAUCUGUUCCCAGUCCCGCUCUCAACUGUCAGCUCUUCACCUUUCUCAGAGGAAGUUUCUUCUCUGGGGACUGCCAACUGCAGUUUUAUUACUGAGAGGGUAAGAGGACAAGCUUUAGGGAACUGAAGGAGAAUCUGCUUUUCCCAUUUCUGGAUCACUCAGGAUUUAUUUUUAAGCAUUUCAUUGUAUUAGCAUUCAUUCUCCUCCAGUACCUAAUGGACAAACUUUUGAUAAGAAAGAGCUUCCCAACCCCACAGAUAUGAGAUCAGGAGCCUUCAGGGCAGGAGCGGGGGCAGCAACUGUGCAGUUUCUAUACGGACGAGUCACAGAGUCGCCUUCAUUUCCACCUGGGGAAUCCAGAGGGAGGUGCUUGGCAGAAUCCGUCAGCUUGAACACCUUCCAGAUAAGGUGGCAUGGCUGGUCUAGUAGCACCCAGACAUCGGAUUUAGAUGGUCAGGAGGAGAGUGGGCAGUGGGGCUCGACUCUGCUGGGAAAAGCAGAUCCAGAGGACUCCUUGUUUCUGGUUAUGCCAGGCUAGAUCUCCUUUGAACAUAACAAAAACUUACUAGAUAAAUAAAGUACAUGAAAAUUCACUUAAAAAACCAAAGAACUGAAAAGAUAAUGGGAAACUUCCAGGUCAAUUUUGAUUAAAGAGAGGUAAGAAGUUUGUAGAAGUCUCUUUUGUUCCAAGGGCAUUUGCCAGCCCUGUACACCUGGGCUUCUGUCUGGUCAAGUGUGAGAUGUCAGGACCCAGGAGUCUUGUGGACCAUCCUGCAGGUGUUAAGCUAGAAUCCCAAAGAGCUAACCUCUUAUAAAAGGAUGAAUCAGAAUUAAAUUAAUACCCAAACCUCAUCCAGGUGACUACAAAGAAAAGAAAAACAGGUGAGGUAUGAGGAUGAGCACCACAGACCACUCUCACAGCUCCGCGCAUAGACUAAGUGGCCUGUGACCUUGGUUGGAGCUGAUCUUUGAUUGACAGUGCCGCUGGGGUCUUAGCAGAAGCAAACUGCCCUUUGAUGGAUGGAGGACAAGUUCAUACUAAGCCUCAGGGAACCCCUACAAAUAAUUUUUCAAAAGCAUUAGCCAGUACACAGUUAAAAGAUGACCAAGGAAACAGGGCAACAUGAGUGAGAACCAGCAGGGGGAAAAAUACCAACUUAUCUGCCUAGACUUCAGAUGUUGGAAUUAUAAAACACAGAUUUGAAAAAGACUUUAAUUAUACAAUAUUUAGUUAAAUAAAUGACAAAUUUGAAAGUAUUUGCAGGAAAUAGGAAACUGAAAAAUCGAAAGGUUUGGAAAAAAAAACCGUAUAGGACCUCACUGUUGAGUAUGAUAAUCAGCCACUAAUAGAUGUUUAAAUGUAAAUUAAUUAAAAUAUUCAAUUUGUUAGUCGCAUUAGCCACAUGCGGCUGUUGGCUAGCUUGUUAGACUGCACAGUUUAGUGCAUUCAGUGGGGUGGGAGUGGUUAAUGCAUAGAGAAUGUUCCCAGUAACAAGUGUUUCACCCUAAAGAAUGCAGUGUGCUUUUAAAGUCACAUAUUUUAGUGGAAAAAUCAUUUGAUAGAAUUUAAUGAUAUAUGAAGUAAUAAAAUAGAUUCAUGUAUUUUUCUGAAGCACAAAGGCUGUGUCCUUGGGGCUAGACUUCUCUACUUAUUUAAAGUGAGUAGGCUGCUGUGGAUAAUUUCUAAGUUUUCAUUUCAUACUCUGGCUGGCUUUGCACAAAGAGGGCCUAUCUUAUGUGUUGUUAUGCCUUUAAAUAAUUUUUUUACACAUAUACACACAUUCCUUUAAAAUGUUUAGUGCCUUCUUAAAAGCCUUAACCGAUAUGAUAUUUCUUGAUUAUCAUUUUAUAUGGUAGCCUAUGGUAUUGAUAUGUUUGUAGAAUGUCUUUAUAAUUUAUCAUAAGUGCAAAAACUUUUUCUGCAUGCAAAAAUAUGAACUCUGAUUGAACAACUCAUUAACAUGACUCAUUGUGUAAUUAUAUAUUUCUGCACUGUUGAUACCUUUCUUUCUUUCUUUCUUUCUUUUUUUUUUUUUUUUUUUUUUUGU